Molecule: messenger RNA, 1350 nt
Organism: Paramecium sonneborni
Lineage: Eukaryota; Ciliophora; Oligohymenophorea; Peniculida; Parameciidae
Source: the annotation of a GenBank genome assembly
AUGAUCAAAAUUUGUGGUUAUUGUAUGUCUAAUUUGCAGAAAUUGAAAAAGUAUGCUCCUCCUAAAAAAUUAGAUGAAAAAACCUUAAGACCUUAUUAGCAUCCAACAAAUCCAUUAAGUAAAAAAAUUGAUGUUCUAACUCCAACAAAACCAGAACGAUUUUUAUUAGAGGAUUAUGAAACACCAGCUACACUUUAUACAACAGAUGAAAAAGUAAUAAAAACAACUGAAUUGGGUACAAAGGUGUCAAAUAAAAUAUUAUUAAAACCAUUAGCAGAAAAACCAUCUGUAGCUAUAUAAGAAUAGAAAUUUUUAGCUGUUUCUAUUAUAGGACCUCCUAAUUCAGGGAAAUCAACAUUUUUAAAUUAAAUGGUAGGUGAACCAAUAAGUGCAGUAUCAAAUAAAAGUAAUACAACAGUUACUGAAAUUCGAGGAGUUCAGACUGAUAUUAAAAAUGGUGUUUAGAUUGAGUUUGUUGAUACUCCAGGAGUUACUAAACGUUAUAAAUUUUCUAAGCAUUUUGUAACAAAGGCUUGGGAUGCAAUUUAAGACACUAAUUUAGUAAUCAUUUUAAUUGAUGCUAUGAAAACUUUAGAUAUAAGUAUGAAUAAUGUAAUGUAGAGAUUAAAUAAAAUAUAAGUAGAUUAAGAGUAAUUGAGAAGUUAUUUUAGAAAUGAAGACAAUUUCAAAUUAUCAGAAGAAAAACCUAUUCCAAAAAUACUUGUUUUCAAUAAAAUGGAUUUAUGUUUUAAUAAAAAGAAAUUAAAAUGGUUAUAAGCUGAAAUGGAAGAUUUAGGAAAAUAUGACUAAACAUUUUAUAUAUCUUCUUUAACAGGUUAUGGAAUUGAGGAAUUAAAAUAAUAUUUAUAUUCCCAAAGUUUUUAAUGCAAAUGGAAACAUAAUGAAAAUUAAAAACAUUUAUUUACACCUAUGGAUUAAUUGGAAUAAAUUAUUAGAUAGGCAAUUUUUAAAAGAUUUUAUAAAGAAAUACCAUUCAUAAUUGGUAUUUAUGUAAAAGAAUUUAGAGUGACAAGUAAAGAAUCUGCAAAAAUAGAAAUAUAAAUAAAUGUUUAAACAUCAUCAUAAGCAAGAAUUGUUAUAGGAGAAGAAGGUAGAGCAUUAAAAUAAGUUUAAAAUGAAAUAGAAAUAAGUAUGGCAGAAGUAUAUAAGCGAUUAUUUUAAGUGAAAUUAUAAGUAACAAUUAAAGAGGGCGAAAAAUAAAUAGAAUUUGAUACAGAAAAGGAGGAUCGAAUUGAACAUGCUUAAUUUGAUGAAUCUUUUUUUAAAAAGGAAGAAAGAAAUAGAAAACAACUUUUAAAUGCUAAAUUUUCAAAAUUUUUAUAAGAAUGA